AUGUUACCACCAUUUGACUACUUCACCUACCGUCGGAUCCGGGACCAGAAGCAAAAGGAACGGGCCACCCGUUUCGCUUCCCUCUCCCCAGACUACCACACUGCGUUCACGGCGACAGAUAAGAGCAUUAUCAACCAGCCAAUUGAACAGCUCGUUGAGUCGGUCCACAAGUCCCGCCUUUCACCUACAGAUGUUCUCCGCACGUACGGCAAGGUGGCAGUGAAGGCGCACGAACGCACAAACUGCGUGACUGAGCUGCUGCUGCCCGAAGCGGAGACAUGGCUUCAGAGAGAAGUCAAUCUCAAAGGUCCGCUGGCCGGGAUCCCUGUCUCCCUCAAGGAUUCAGUGCAGGUCAAGGGUUUUGACACUUCUGUUGGGUAUGCGCGCAUGGCUGGGAAGCCUUGUGCCGAGGAUGGGCCCAUGGUGAAGUUGUUGAAGGAUGCCGGUGCUGUCCCGUAUGCCAAGACGGCACUGCCGGUGACGCUCCUAUCGUUUGAGUCUUUCAAUGGUCUCUGGGGUCGGUGUUUGAACCCACAUGUGCCUGAGUACUCACCAGGUGGUUCGACUGGAGGCGAGGGUGCUCUGCUCGCCCUCGGGGGUCGUAUCGGUAUUGGGUCUGAUGUUGCUGGAUCGGUGCGCGUUCCUGCAGCCUGGAGCGGUAUCUACUCCUUGCGGUGCAGUACAGGCCGCUGGCCCAAGGCAGGUGUCAGCACCAGCAUGGCGGGCCAGGAAGGAGUGGCCAGUGUCUUUAGUCCAAUGGCCCGCACAUUGAACGACCUCACUUACUUUACGCGAGCGAUCAUCUCCAUGCAGCCAUGGAAGUAUGACAAUACCGUCCAUCCCAUCGCUUGGCGGUAUGCAGAGGAGAAGGAAGCGCAGACAAAACAACUGCGCAUCGGACUGAUGUCUACAGAUGGAGUCGUCCCUCCCACGCCAGCCAUCAACCGUGCUAUCGCCACCACCGUUGCUGCACUCACAGCAGCCGGUCACACAGUCUCCGAGAUCACACCCCCGGCAUCCGCCGACCCCUUCACCGGUCUAACGCUUGCCUCUCAACUCCUCAACGCCGACGGCUGCACCACCUUCAACUCUCACCGCUACAGCUUUGAACCUUCCGACCCCGGCGCUGAACAACUGACCCGCAUCGCUAGACUGCCCCGUCCCCUCCGCUACCUCUACUACCUCUAUGUCCGCUACAUCAAGCGCGAUACCAAAUGGGCCGCGCUGAUCCGCAGCUUCGAACACAAAUCCGCAGCCGAGCAGUGGAAGCUCGUUGCCCGCCGCGAGGCCUUCCGCGCCACCUGGCACGCCUGGUGGGACGCGGAGUCCCAGCAAUACGAUUUCAUUUUGUGUCCGGUCAACGCUACACCUGCUCUCCCGCACAAGGCCAUGCGCGACGCCGUCUCCUCUUGCGGCUAUACCUUCCUGUGGAACCUGCUCGACUACUCUGCCGGUGUAUUGCCUGUUUCCCACGUCGACGCGAAGAAGGACGCACUCCAUGCGCCGUAUAAAACCGUUCUAAAGCGGCUUGGCGCCAAUCAUGCCAUUGCCCGCGGGGCGUGGAAGCACUACGAUGCGGCCAAGAUGGCGGGUCUGCCGACUGCGGUGCAGGUUGUUGGGAGACGGUGGCAGGAAGAGAAGGUUUUGGGAUAUAUGGCUGCUGUUGAGCAGGCGCUGGAGGGGUACUAUGAUGAGAAGACUGGAGAGGGGGGGAAGUACCAGCUACUUGAGAUUGAUUGA
Aspergillus lentulus is the source of this 1740-nucleotide messenger RNA. RefSeq names its product putative acetamidase. NCBI's taxonomy places the organism in Eukaryota, Fungi, Ascomycota, Eurotiomycetes, Eurotiales, Aspergillaceae. The record is from RefSeq and is a predicted model, not a curated record.